Molecule: messenger RNA, 1776 nt
Organism: Heteronotia binoei (common prickly gecko)
Lineage: Eukaryota; Metazoa; Chordata; Lepidosauria; Squamata; Gekkonidae
Gene: MC5R
Product: melanocortin 5 receptor
Exons: 2
Coding region: 342-1319 (325 amino acids)
Biological process (GO): G protein-coupled receptor signaling pathway
Cellular component (GO): membrane
Molecular function (GO): melanocortin receptor activity
Source: RefSeq, a predicted model, not a curated record
AGAAGAGAAUGAUCGAGGUGGAGCUGAAAGCGCAGUGUUGAAGUCAUUCACUCUGAAGCUAUAAAACAGCAGUCCUCUAUAAGUAAUUUACACCACAAGGCAUUGUUGUCUCCUUGGAUUUGAAUCGUGCUCAUCAUGGCAUCAGUUCCUUUCAAAACAGUACAAGCCCUUGAUGCUGAGUGGAGGAGGGAGCUGAAACUUCUGGCAGCGACAGGAGCAAGGGCAUGGUCUGAAAAAGAAUAGGACCAGGAAGAACAGUUCUAGAACUUCUGCCUUUCCUGGAAAUGCAGUUUACAACAAGCUCUCCAGACUGAAAAGAUCAUCUGAAGACAAUCACUGAGAUGAGCUUACUAGACCAGACCAGCAUUCCAGACCUUAACCUGACUGCAGUUUGGAAUAACCUAACAGAACCCACUGUCAAGAGCAGGCUCUCAACAUGUGAGCAAGUGGUCAUAGCAGUUGAGGUGUUCCUUGCACUGGGUAUUGUAAGCCUCCUCGAAAACAUUCUGGUCAUCUGUGCCAUUGUGAAGAACAAGAACUUGCACUCCCCUAUGUACUUCUUUGUGUGCAGCUUAGCUGUUGCUGACAUGCUUGUCAGUGUGUCUAAUGCCUGGGAGACCAUAACCAUCUAUUUAUUAAACAAUAAGCAUCUCAUUAUUGAGGAUGUUUUUGUACGUCACAUUGACAAUGUUUUUGAUUCUAUGAUAUGCAUAUCUGUUGUGGCUUCCAUGUGCAGUUUGCUAGCUAUAGCAGUAGACAGGUAUGUCACUAUCUUUUAUGCCCUCCGUUAUCACAAUAUCAUGACCGUGAAAAGAUCGGGGCUCAUAAUUGCAUGCAUUUGGACAUUUUGCACUGGCUGUGGGAUUAUUUUCAUCCUUUAUUAUGAAUCCAAAUAUGUGAUAAUUUGUCUCAUCACAAUGUUCUUCACCAUGCUGUUCCUUAUGGUCUCCCUGUACAUUCAUAUGUUUCUUUUGGCUCGUACUCAUGUCAAGAGGAUCGCAGCUUUGCCAGGAUACAAUUCUGUUCAUCAGAGGACCAGUAUGAAAGGGGCCAUCACCCUGACUAUGCUACUGGGCAUCUUCAUUGUUUGCUGGGCUCCAUUUUUCCUCCAUCUCAUCCUGAUGAUUUCUUGCCCACAGAACCUCUAUUGUGUUUGUUUCAUGUCUCAUUUCAACAUGUACCUUAUCCUUAUCAUGUGCAAUUCAGUGAUUGAUCCCUUGAUCUAUGCUUUCCGAAGUCAGGAAAUGCGAAAGACUUUUAAGGAGAUCAUCUGCUGCUAUAGCAUAAGAUCGGCCUGUGGAUUGCCCAUCAAGUAUUAAGAAAACUGUAUAGUUUGAGUGAAAAGAUGUAAGAAACAACACUUGAUCUAUUAACAGAAUUAUUGUCUACACCUAUUUCUGUUUCAGUAGGAGAUACUACAUUUUUGGCUUGUGUCAAUUUUAGUGUUGGGAACAGCAAAUUCUCUAGUUUUAAUUACUCAUUUUGGAUUGUGACUCAUCCAUGAGCUCCCAUGAAUCUGACUGUAUGAGUAAAACAUAUUGUAAACAAGUAUACUUAAAGUGGAGGAGAUAAACCAGCAAUGUAAGAUAUAAACUGCCAGAAGAAUUCUCAACUGAAUAAUAGCUCAGGUUUUUUUGUUAUAACUCUUAUGUCUUAUAACUGUAGUUAUAACUUGAAGCUAUAAUAAAGAACUUGGUUUUCAAUUCUGCAAGAGUUUCCUCCAUGGAAUCCCAAGAGUGACAUAAGUAAUGCUUUAUGAAAAAUAUAAUUUGUAAA